GGUUCCAACUUCCGGAAAACAUUGGUUGGGGUUUUCCAAAACUUUUUUUGUAGGUGUUUAUCGGCCUGUUCCCGAAGUCAUGAGCGACGGGAGAUUAACAAAUGGGUCGGUAGGACACCCACCUAGACUAGGAAUGCAGGGUCACGCUCUGAGCUGGACAGAUGACCUGCCAGUGUGCUAUCUGUCUGGUGUUGGUUUCUCCACCAACCAGAUUUACAGAGAUGAUGGCCACCGACGAGAGGAACAUGAGUUUGAAGACAAGAGCUUCCAUUUUAGACCUUUUGAUGGCUGUUUUCUGUAUGGCAUGUUUGAUGGCCACAGUGGAAGCAAGGCUGCUAACUUUGCUGCUCAGCGGAUGCCAGCAGAGCUGUUGUUUGGGCAGCUUAACAACAAGACAUCUGAUGAAGCCAUCUUAGGGGUUUUGCGCCAGGCCUUCCAUGCUGUGGAGAAGGGGUAUUUUGAAACUAUUGAUGAUCUACUUGCUCAAAGAACAAACUGUAUGCUGGAAAUGCCCGAUGGCAUCACCCAGUACGAUGCCUUCACAAAGUAUCCCGACAUUGUGAACAAGCUUCAGCAGUUGGAUUUGGAAAUAGCAGGGGGGACAACUGCGUCUGUUGUGCUUAUCUACAAUGAAAAGCUGUAUGUGGCUAAUGUUGGUGACUCACGAGUUCUGCUUGUGGUGAAGGAGGACAACCGUGUCCGUGUCAAUCAACUCACGUACGACCACACCCUGAAUGAUGAAUCGGAGCAACGCCGUCUCACCAAACUUGGUCUGGAUGUGGAACGUCUGAAACAGCUCCGGAAGAUUGGGAACUCUGACAACACGCGCUGUAUUGGUGACUACCAUGUGAAGGGCGGUUACAAGGACAUCGAUAUUCUACGUAAUGCAACAAGUGAGCCUGUGAUAGCUGAGCCCCACCUGGAGGGAGGCGUGCCCCUGACUGGCAACACCAGCUUCCUCAUCAUCAUGUCUGAUGGGCUUUACCAGGCCUUGCAGGAUGCCACGGGCACAGAGAAGGUGAAUGUGGAGAUCACCUACAUGGUUCUCCAGGAGUUCGGGAACCAGUCCACACUGAACGGUGUGGCGCAGGCUGUUGUUGACAAAGUUGUCCGUAUACACCAUGACACAUACAUGACAGCACAAGGCUACAGGAAACAGCUAUGCCAAAAGAGAGAUGAUAUCACACUGUUAGUACGAAACUUUCACCAGCCUUUACGUAAUGGAGUUGAAAGUCCAACUGCAGCAACACGAUACAACCCUGUGCCUGUCUCUCUGCCCUCUUUCUUCAACUCCCCGCCCCCUGCAGCUGUCCCGAGUCUGAACAUCCCCAGCCCAAUUAGUCCCUCCAACAGCAACUACUCCCACUCCAACCUCUCCGUGGGCAGCUAUAGUGACUCCCAGCCCCUCACCCCUACCAACAACCCUGGCAGUCAGUACCUCACCACGGAGACCACCAUGGGCACGAGGACCAGCACCGGUACCAGCACAAACUCCACGCAGAGCUCCGGUGACGCUCGACCCUUCCAGCAGAGGUACCAGGCUCCAAAGCUGGAGCUUGAUGAGAAUGGCAGAGUGGAAGCUUAUGUGGAUUUCUCAGAGUUCUUCCGUGCCAUUGAGAGGCUUACAGGUGACCAGCAAGCAUCUUUUGAAGCAGACGUCAACCCCAAGUCCAGCUAUGAUCCCAUCAGCGAGGAAUCGGAGACUGCCACAGGACCAGAAGACUGAGAGGAUGUGAAUGAUGUGUGCACGAACGAGAACAAGGUGUGACUACAGAUAAUCAUUAGGAUGAGUGCUACUGAAUUAUCAGGAUUUCAGCAGUAGGUUUGCUGGACAACUACUCCGCAUAACUUCUAACACUUUAAUGGAUCAACGUUUCUUCAAUAUCGCUCUCAUUUUUCCACCAUCUAGAUCAUGCCAUUUAUCUUAUCUCCAUUCUGUUAUCAAAAGUACCCUGUACCCAUUUACCAAAUGCUGUCAAUAAGCAAAUAGAAAAAUAGUGGUUAUUUCACUUUUCAGCAUCCUUGCAGAGAAUGUCUCUCUCUCAUGGAUGUAUUUUAUAUGGACGUGGCUUAUUUCAAAUCAAAUGAAAAACAGUGGUAGCUAAUGGCUCCAGGAUAUUAUUGUUUACAGAAAGUUGAUAUAAUCUAGAUGAUUGAGGAUGAUUUUCUUGCUGCCAGUCACUGUAACUUGGCUCAGAAUAAUAUUUAUUGGCAUUUGUUCGAUGGACCAGUGCAUAAUGGAACAGUUCAUUGUGUAGUGGACCAGUGGUAUAAUGCAUGUGCCUGUAUGACGAGUGCAACCCUGUCAAGACCUGGAGACUGGAUCCUGCUGGACCAGUGCAACCCUGUCAAAACCUGGAGACUGGAUCCAGCUGGACCAGUGCAACCCUGUCAAGACCUGGAGACUGGAUCCAGCUGGACCAGUGCAACCCUGUCAAGACCUGGAGACUGGAUCCAGCUGGACCAGUGCAACCCUGUCAAGACCUGGAGACUGGAUCCUGCUGGACCAGUGCAACCCUGUCAAGACCUGGAGACUGGAUCCAGCUGGACCAGUGCAACCCUGUCAAAACCUGGAGACUGGAUCCUGCUGGACCAGUGCAACCCUGUCAAGACCUGGAGACUGGAUCCAGCUGGACCCGGGCAACCCUGUCAAGACCUGGAGACUGGAUCCAGCUAGCAGGUCGUUCAGCCUGGUUGUCUCAUGUCAGGAAGGUAUCAAUCAGGGAUAUGCUGUUGUCAGUACUAAGAUGUUUUGGCAGUAAAACAGUAAAUAAUAUAAUGGUGUGCACAAUAAUGACAUGUAAGGUGGGUUACGAUGCUUUACCUCAGUACUAGAGUAGAACCACCAGCAUAAUGAGUAUAAGGUUUUGGCAGCAUCCUGCUACAUGUUCCAGACUGAAGCAUUCAUUGUUAAGGAUCCAUUGUGGAGUGUCCACUGUAGAGAGUCAGUUGUGGAGCUUCCAUUGUGGGGUAUCCUAUAGAGUGUCCAGAUCACAUGCACUGCUGUAAGGCAGAUAAUCAGCAUGAUGUAUGUUGUGGAGAGUCCAUUGUGGAGCAUCCAUUGUGGAGAGUCCAUUGUGGAGCAUCCAUUGUGGAGCAUCCAUUGUGGAGAGUCCAUUGUGGAGCAUCCAUUGUGGAGCAUCCAUUCAAGUGGAGAGUCCAUUGUGGAGAGUCCAUUGUGGAGAGUCCAUUGUGGAGAGUCCAUUGUAGAGCAUCUAUUGUGGAGCAUCCAUUGUGGAGUAUCCAUUGUGGAGAGUCCAUUGUGGGUGGAGUCCAUUGUGGAGCAUCCAUUGUGGAGAGUCGAUUGUGGAACAUCCAUUGUGGAGAGUCCACUGUAGAGCAUCCAUUGUGGAGAGUCCAUUGUGGAGCAUCCAUUGUGGAGAGUCGAUUGUGGAACAUCCAUUGUGGAGAGUCGAUUGUGGAGCAUCGAUUGUGGGGCAUCGAUUGUCCAUAUCACAUGAACUGCUGUAAGGCAGAUAAUCAGCAUGAUGUAUGUUACUGGUCAUAUACCAGAUCCAGAGUUCCUGCUGUGAGUUGAUGUGUGUGAGAUCUGCUGCUUUAGUGUGGUGCUGUAUGCGUAUCAUCAGCUUAGUAACUGCGUGUACAGUAGAUGUGUAUUGGUUUACACAUAUGCAAGUGAUGAACAAUAUAUUUUAUUAUCUAAAAACCAAUUUUAUACAUUGUCUAAAGAUAUUAACGUUCAUGUAACUGCCAGACUGACUUGAACAUAGUGCAUUUAGCAGUAUGUUUAGAUAGGUUUUGAAAAACAAAUGUCUCAUCCUGUUUUUUUACCCUGAAUAACCAGACAACCGUAAACCAUGACUUAAAAAACCAUUUGGCCUUGAAGUUAUAAUGUGCAUGUGUGGAAGUUCCACCUGACUGUAACAAUAGCUGGCUGGGGUGAAUGCCUUGUAUGUAUAGAUGUGUCAUCUGUGUCAAGAUCUCAGUAAAUCCGAUCUAUUACUCUGAUGUCACUCUGAGAUAUGAAAACCCCUCACGAAAACUGUGUCAAUUUGUGCCAAGGCUGCUGAAUUCUGGGUUUAUCAAGUUUCUGUGUCUCGUCUGCACAGACAGUCCUGAAUGUAAAGAAAAGAGCCACACCAUUAUAUUGUGGAUAUCUUAGACACUUUUGCUUCUUUCCAUAAAAACAAAUCAAAAUUAGUACCAUCAGAGCAGUGUUUGGGUUCACUGGUAAAACAUAAAUUUCUUAAUUGAGGUGGUCAUGGAAAGAAGCCAUAUCAUAUAUAAAACCCAAGAUCUAAUUGGCUAAAUAGCCAUCACAUCCUUCAUUUUGAAUCUGUUUUGAGGGCUCAUAAAAACUUCUGUGGAGGUUUCCUGAGAUCUCCACCUAGAGAGGUAUCCUAUGAGGAAAGAACAUCUAAUUAUAUUAAGAUAGACUCUCACUGCUUUGUUCAGCUCUGCUUUGUAGGGGAGUAGAACAAGUGGUUGUCUGUCAGACCAAAAACCUGGUUUGUUUCCCCAAGCGGUGACAAUAUGUGAUGCCCCUUUUGGGUGUCCCUGCUGUGAUAGUGCUAACAUCGUGUUAGAAUAUAGUGUAGAUAUGUAACUGUAAUCAACUUGUAUAUAGAUUUAAUGUGUGUUUUAUGUAUGUAAAUAGUGUAAAUCACUUGUAAAGUCUAUUUCCAGUGUCAUUUCUUUGUAAGUGCAAUUUUUAAUAGACACUGUUAAGUAUGAGGUAAAUGACAUUGUUGAGAUUCAGUUUGUUUCUUGUAAAAACUAUCACAUAUAUAAUCAAGCAUGUCAUUUAGAAUAUACACCAUUGAACUU
Molecule: messenger RNA, 4788 nt
Organism: Haliotis rubra (blacklip abalone)
Lineage: Eukaryota; Metazoa; Mollusca; Gastropoda; Lepetellida; Haliotidae
Product: TGF-beta-activated kinase 1 and MAP3K7-binding protein 1-like
Exons: 7
Coding region: 80-1726 (548 amino acids)
Biological process (GO): protein dephosphorylation
Molecular function (GO): protein serine/threonine phosphatase activity
Source: RefSeq, a predicted model, not a curated record